This is a messenger RNA of Hyaena hyaena (striped hyena), 3028 nucleotides long. RefSeq names its product membrane palmitoylated protein 7 (gene MPP7). Bases 69 to 1799 code for a protein of 576 amino acids. The record is from RefSeq and is a predicted model, not a curated record. Gene Ontology annotation, molecular function: protein binding. Lineage: Eukaryota; Metazoa; Chordata; Mammalia; Carnivora; Hyaenidae. The transcript is spliced from 16 exons. Gene Ontology annotation, biological process: protein localization to adherens junction. Gene Ontology annotation, cellular component: cell-cell junction; plasma membrane.
UGGAAUUCCGUGUGGCUUUCUAAGCGGAGAGCGUUUGGUGUGCAUCGUCUCGGCCUGCAGCUCACAUCAUGCCCGCGUUGUCCACAGGAUCUGGUAGCGACACAGGCCUGUAUGAGCUGUUAGCUGCCCUGCCAGCCCAGCUGCAGCCACAUGUGGGUAGCCAGGAAGACCUGACCUUCCUCUGGGACAUGUUUGGUGAAAAAAGCCUGCAUUCACUGGUCAAGAUUCAUGAGAAACUCCACUACUAUGAGAAGCAGAACCCCGUGCCCAUCCUCCAUGGUGCAGCGGUCCUGGCCGAUGAUCUGGCCGAAGAGCUUCAGAACAAGCCAUUAAACAGUGAGAUCAGAGAGCUGUUGAAACUACUGUCAAAACCCAAUGUGAAGGCUUUGCUCUCUGUACACGAUACUGUGGCUCAGAAGAAUUACGAUCCGGUAUUACCUCCUAUGCCUGAUGAUAUUGACGAUGAGGAAGACUCCGUGAAAAUCAUUCGUCUGGUCAAAAAUAGAGAACCACUGGGAGCCACCAUUAAGAAAGAUGAGCAGACGGGAGCCAUCAUUGUGGCUAGAAUCAUGAGAGGAGGAGCCGCAGACAGAAGCGGUCUUAUUCAUGUUGGUGAUGAACUUAGGGAAGUGAAUGGGAUUCCAGUCGAGGAUAAAAGACCUGAGGAAAUAAUUCAGAUUUUGGCUCAGUCUCAGGGAGCAAUUACAUUUAAGAUUAUACCCAGCAUCAAAGAGGAGACGCCAUCUAAAGAAGGCAAGAUAUUUAUCAAAGCCCUCUUUGACUAUGACCCUAAUGAGGAUAAAGCAAUUCCAUGUAAGGAAGCUGGGCUUUCUUUCAAAAAGGGAGAUAUUCUUCAGAUUAUGAGCCAAGAUGAUGCAACCUGGUGGCAAGCAAAGCAUGAAGGUGAUGCCAAUCCCAGGGCAGGCUUGAUUCCCUCAAAGCAUUUCCAGGAAAGGAGAUUGGCGCUGAGACGACCAGAAAUAUUAGUUCAGCCCUUGAAAGUUUCCAACAGGAAAUCAUCCGGUUUUAGGAGAAGUUUCCGUCUUAGUAGAAAAGAUAAGAAAACAAAUAAGUCCAUGUAUGAAUGCAAGAAGAGUGACCAGUACGAUACAGCUGACGUGCCCACAUAUGAAGAAGUGACACCCUAUCGGCGGCAAACCAAUGAAAAAUACAGACUUGUUGUCUUGGUUGGUCCCGUAGGAGUAGGUUUGAAUGAACUGAAACGAAAGCUACUGAUCAGUGACACACAACACUAUGGUGUGACAGUGCCCCACACAACCAGAGCGAGAAGAAGCCAGGAGAGUGACGGCGUGGAAUACAUUUUCAUCUCCAAGCAUUUGUUUGAGACAGAUGUACAAAAUAACAAGUUUAUUGAAUAUGGGGAAUAUAAAAACAAUUACUACGGCACAAGUAUUGACUCGGUUCGGUCUGUCCUGGCUAAAAACAAAGUUUGUUUGUUGGACGUGCAGCCUCAUACAGUGAAACAUUUAAGGACCCUAGAAUUUAAGCCCUACGUGAUAUUUAUAAAGCCUCCAUCGAUAGAGCGUUUGAGGGAGACAAGAAAAAAUGCAAAGAUUAUCUCAAGCCGAGAUGACCAGGGUGCUGCAAAGCCCUUUACAGAAGACGACUUUCAGGAAAUGAUUAAAUCUGCACAGAUAAUGGAAAGUCAAUAUGGCCAUCUUUUUGACAAAAUUAUCGUAAAUGAUGACCUCACUGUGGCAUUCAAUGAGCUAAAAACAACGUUUGACAAGUUAGAGACAGAAACCCACUGGGUUCCAGUGAGCUGGUUACAUUCAUAACUAAGGGAAGUUCCACGAUCAUCUUUUUUGUAGAGUGCAUGAUGAAUCAGUUACCGUUUUGGUGGUAGGGUUUUUAAUCUAUAGCACUGUUGUAGAUGUGCAGUCUUGCUUAAAACUGAAUGUUGGUUUUGUUUGUAUCUUUUUACAGCCUUGUUUCAAACACAAUAUUUGAGUAUAAGAUCCAAAAUCAAAAUUCGCACAGUACCAUAUUCUGAGCAGAGCUUUGAACCUGCUGGUUGCCUUUAAUAUGCAGCUCUAGCUCCAAGAUGAGGUUGGACUUUUGGAGAGAAAUAGCUCAAGAAUAGAUAUGGGACUUCAGUGCUUCAGAUGGUCUCAGACGUGGCACCUGCCAUCAAGUUUGUAGGUUAACAGUUGAAGGUAUUAAGUUAGCGGCCUUGAACAGCUCCAAGCAAACAGGACAUCUUUGCUGUUCUUUGGAUGGGUCAUUAUAGAUUCACCCAGGCUGGCAGUAAGACAUCCUCUUAUUCUAAAAAUGCAACCUUUUUCUUACAUACAUAUGAUAUAUUCAUAGUGGCCUUCAUGUUCUAGCUUGAGAAGGCCUUUUUAUGACUACAGAUCAGUGACUCAAAUAUUUAAGAAGGGAAGAUGGACUUUUAAAACUAAUUAUAUCUGUGACUAAAAGCCUUUCCUUAUGGUAUUAAUCUUUGUCAAGAUGGUGAUAUCUUGGGGCAAGUAACAAUUACAAAGGACAUUUUUAUUUGUAAAUCCUCAGACAGGAUUUCUAGAGUCACCAAAGAGGUGAUUCUUAGCUGGCUUUGGAUUGCCCCAAUAAAUUAUAAGAACGUGAUACCUAUUCUAAAAGUAGAUGUUUUACAUGUUACUGAUACAGUUAAAAAAUGUGAUCACUUUUCACAAAUGCAAUUGAACAUAUAUUUAAAUUGCACUCCGACGUAUUUUAGAAAAAUUUUCAUGUAAUGUUAACUUAUCUCUUCAUCAUGAAAAUAAUUCUUCACACUGGUCAGAUACUAUCGUAAUCUCACCAUUUUUCCAGAACUUUAAGAAAGACUCUCAUACUAUAGAUAUUUAGAUGGGCUCUCAUUUUUCUUGGUUACUACUGAACUUCAGCAGCUUAAUCACGUAGCUCAGGACGGUAGAAACGACGUAAGUUGUGUAAGAGAACAUGUCAUUCUUGCCUGCAGUGAGACCCUACCCAUCAAAACCCCCUGCAUCUGUGACUUCCAAACAGAAAAUAUUUUUUUCUUGUUGAU